This is a messenger RNA of Anarrhichthys ocellatus (wolf-eel), 6326 nucleotides long. RefSeq names its product olfactomedin 2a (gene olfm2a). The record is from RefSeq and is a predicted model, not a curated record. NCBI's taxonomy places the organism in Eukaryota, Metazoa, Chordata, Actinopteri, Perciformes, Anarhichadidae. The transcript is spliced from 6 exons. The coding region runs from base 4561 to 6012 and encodes 483 amino acids. Gene Ontology annotation, biological process: signal transduction.
UCAUUACAGCUCUGCAUCAUUAUGAGGUCUGUGUAAUUAGCUGAGGUGUAAUUUGGUCCCUUAUUUCAGCUGUGAAUCUGUAGUUUUCUCCAUGUUUGUGCUCAGUGAGAAUGGCGCCAGUAUUGUUAUCUCGCCCAGAGCUCGUCCCCAUGACCUCGGGGCUUUGUAGCGCUCUACUGCCAUCCAUGGGUGUGCCCAAAUGCUGCCAUUUCAGCAGUUGGUGGCCAUUUUCACCGUUUGAACUGAUUAAAAAUGCCCUUUAUAGAGCACGCACACUAGGAGCAGAGAUUUUUUUUUUUAUAGAUGUUUAUGAUAAAGCACAAGGCCGUGUUGGCACAUCUAUGUGGAGGCACGAGAAAGCUGCUACACACUUUAGUGCAUGCAGAAGAUGAUUGAUGAUUUUCACUACACAAUUACCCUGGACAAAAGAAUUCACGAUAAAUAUACUAUCACAAUAUGUAUAGAUCAUUUAAAACAAAUUAUAAUAAUAAUGCUAUGAGUCAAAUUCAUCUUUAACUUUGUUUAUUGUGCAUCCUGUCUCAUUUUUGGCAAAUGAAUUACAAAAUACGGGUAUAGGGAGGGACAACUAUCACAGUUAGCUUGAAUACCAAUGCAUCACAACACUCCAAAUCUACAGUGUGCAGUGCAAAUCUAAUGUCAAGCAUGCAACAAGACAGCUACGAUCACCACACUGAGUGUAUGAGCUCAGGACAGAAAUAGUGGAAGCCAAGACGCGUGCAGGAUAAAGGAGAAACACAUGAUAUGAUGCCACUUUUUCUCAUUGCCAGAGGGGCCAAGAGAGACAACAGAGAGAGGGAGAGAGUGAGAGGAGAUAAAGACUAAAUAAAAUUCACAGAGAAGGAGAACAAAAGAGAGCGACAGAGAAUUGGAGAUAAUGACACAGCAGAGUAGCAGCGAAAAUGAGGCUGGACAAUUAUUAGAGUGAAAAUGAUGAGGAAUGUCUGUGAAAAUUAAUGAAAAGGGAUUAAAUUAAUACAGGUUAAAUGGUUGACUUCCUCUCUUGCUAAUGUUUAAUGAAAGCGUGUUCUGCCAACAGACUCUGUGAUUAGACAGUUGAUUGGCAGAGCCUGGAAUUCUUUGAGGUCUGGCAGAUUGUCUUCAUGACACUCAUUAUUCCCAUCCUUUACUGGGUCCAUCCCUUUACAAAAGAUGGCAUCUGAACUGCACUUUAUGAGAGGAAUUUUACGUUUGAAAGAGUUCAGGUGCACUCCGCUCUACACAAGUAAAGCAAAUACAUAAGUUAUUAACAAUGCUCCCGGAUGAAAAGACGCCUUGAAAUAGAAGAAAAGAGCUCCACGGUGACAACCUCAGAGAGAAGAUAUGAUGUGGGGGUGUCUGACGGCAGCCUCUAUGGCUUCAGUUAUUAUACACUCAGCAGGUGCCGCAUGCACAUUUUUCUUAUUGUCACCGAUGAAUAAAGACGUGUCAGUUCUCUAUAUGCAAUGAAAAGCAUUGCCAUCAAACUAGAAAGAGAACAGAGUUGUCCACAUCGAUGUUACCAAGUCACAAUGAAAGCUAAAGAAAAGAGAAAAAAAGAAGACUUGGGAAAAUUCAUUUUGUACCCAUUUAUUAAGUGAUCACAAGACAGUUUGGGUCAUUUUGAGACCAGAAAAUAGUUAUUGUGUGAUCAUGAAAGCUUGUUUUAUCAUUUUAAGAUCACGAGAAAGCCUUAAACAUAAAACGAGUUACACACAUGGCCUUUUCCAUCGGCAAUAAUAACUGCUGCCAACUCUGUGAGGAGGACCAAUUCAAGUUUUAAGUGAUGACAUUUUUUUUUAAAAUUAGGACAUUCUGGCUUGUCCUGUGUUAUCAAAUAGUCCUUAAUAAGGGUUGGGGUAAGGGAUGUAGUUGUCGGUUAGGGGCUAUAGGGAAAGCAUUGUGUCAAAUAUGAUCCUCACUAGUUUGGAGUAAUUUGUGUGUUUAGUGUCUAUUGCACACGGAAUCAUUAAGAACAUAUUCAACAGUCAAACUGUACAAAUUGGGACCACUGGAAGACAAAUUAAGAUAUCAAUGUGCUGUAGCCAUGGAUUUCUACUGGCAGUGAAUUAUCGAGCUUACACCUUGCACAGUGACCACACAGCAGUACAUGGGGUAAGUGAUCUCUCGGAGUGAUUUUUCAUUUUCAGUCAGCCCUCUCACUUGAGUACCUGGUUUUCUUUGAGGAGGCCAAGAAAUGGAGCUUAGUUAACUGAAGAUAGAAGGGUAAAGGACGUCCAUAUUUAUGUUUGAACCUUUGCUGCCACCCUGUGAAUGUGACGAUUACUGCAUUCUCUUUACAUGGUGGUGCAGCAAAGCAAAUGUACAUUGGUACAUGACAAAACAAAGGUUUCCUCAGCUACAUGAAACUUGCAAGGGAAAAAAUCUUGAAUAUAAAAUGAAUACUUAAUACAAUUUCAGUUAAAAGCUGAAGAUACUUUAUUAUGUAUGAUCAUUAUAAUGAUCGAUUACAUACUACUUCGAUCGAUAAUGAAUCCCCUGUGAAAUGUAAUCAGAUGAUAUAUUUGACAUAUUCACUUGGCUCCAGGCUAUUUCCAACAUACCCCUGGACCGUGGCAUUACCCUUCUAAGAAGCAGCAGUGUGUGCGUGUGUGUGUGUGUGUGUGUGUGUUUAUAUACUACUUUAACCUUUUUCUCUCUGUUAGACAUGGAACAGUGCGAUUCGAAACAGCGCUGCCACAUGCCCCCUCACAUCACCAUGACACAUUCCCAUAAAAUGACAACUACCUGUCACCAGUUAUUUAUAUGGCACAACAAUGACUGUCACUGGCUCGCUCUCUGGCUGUGUGUAAGGCAGCAUAUUGGGUGUGAUUCCACCGGUAACCACAAGGGGUCAGUCUUGCUGCAGAAAUAGAGGAGCAGACACAGGCGAGACUGACGAGGGAGCAGCAGGUGAGCCGAGGAGGACUGACAUUUUUUUGGAUGGGGCUCAGAAAGCUGUCUCUUCUCAUAUCACUUCACAGUGCACCCCGCACAGAGCAGCCCGUAUCACUCACCCAACGUGACUGUGUGGGGAAAGGAGCCCAUCCGUGGCUGACAAACUGAAUAAGUCAGCAGACCAGGGCAGCAGGCAAGGAAAGGAAAGGAGAUGACCUGGCCGUUUUGUCUGAGCAGGACAUUCUGUCAUCAUUAUUCACGGUUGUUUAGGGCGUAAAAUGACACUGCCAGCUGUCCAGUAUGCUGCUGGAAAUUGUUGCGAGGAGACGCUUCAAGUUUUAAAGAGAAAUUCGAGACCCCGUCUAGUUCCCGUUCCCCUCAUUUCAUCUGGGCCAUUGCGGUAGAGGCGAGUGGCCAAAUAUGACUUUAAAACUCUAAUCUAAACUUCAGAACACUUCUUAAAUCCAUCCUGAAAUAAGCUCAAAGCACGGCUGAGGCAUAGCCCCUGAGGUGAAAUGACACCAAAAUAGGCAGCAAAGCGAUUGGUAUGAUAUCUGACACUGGCUUACCUGCUGUGAUUGUGCUGAAAGCUAAAGCCAUUGGGAUUAUAGCAACAUGACAAUGGUAAAAAAUGUACCACUUUAAAAACAACAACAUAGUAAUAGCUUUUAAUAGCUUCAAUAUGUUUUGUCAUAUACGUCAAUUCAAUCAUCCGUCUCAGAGCGUAAGCAGCAGUAAGUGUCAAGAAGACGUUUAAGUGAAGAUGGUGAUAUGGUUACGCCUCGGACAUAGUGGAGUUGGUAAGAUAUUGUAAAAGUGCAAGCUACAGUCGGAUUUAGGAUAUGCCAUGAAGCAGAAUGACGGAUGAGCUGUCAGAAGCAGCCGUGGGCAGCAGCACCUGGAUCUCUCCCACAUUAAUACCUUGACGGCCAUGUCUCCCCUCACGAAUCCCUGGCUUUAAAUCCAUCCAUCCAUCCAUCAUCCUCCAUCCAGUACAGACAAUGUGAUGAGGACAGCCUACUUUGCCUGGAAUGCCUUCUGAGCACACAUGCCACAUAACAUAGAGCAGCAGAUCAGCUCUCUGAAAUCAGCCUCAGAAAUAAGUACACACACACACACACACACACACACACACACACACACGUCAUAAAAGAAUAGCCAAACGUCAGAGAAAGAGAAAAGAAUGGAUACAUGCAUGCAAAACAGGUCUGGCAAGAACAGAGCCGAGGCUGAUUGGGAGGGGUUGAGACAGAGAGGCAGCCAAUGCGCAGCUCUGCAUCUUGAGGAAGAGAGGGGAAGAGAGCGAGAGAGAGAUAAGGGUAGAGUGAGGAAGUGAGGGUGAGGGAGGGGGUGAGGCUGAGGCUGAGGCAGUCACUCUGAGAGGGAAGAUUCCAGCGUGAUGCUGCUGGAUGUGAGCUGCUCUCCUCUAACCGGUCUCUGGCUGUCCCUUUGACCGAGCCAGCGGUGUGCGAGUGUGGUAACUGUAUAUUUACCAGCUCUGGGGCGCUCUGCAGCUGCUCGUGCUGAGGCUGAAGCUGACUGGCCGGAUCCCUGCCUGGGCUGCCUGGAGCAGAGAGGGGUUUGACUGGAGCUGAGGUCCAGGGCAGGGCAGGGACGGCACGGCUGUAGGGCCGUUUGCACCGGCGGCCCCACAGGGGAGCAAACAUGAGCGUUCCCAUGCUAAAGAUCGGGGCGGUGCUCAGCACCAUGGCCAUGGUGACCAACUGGAUGUCUCAGACUCUGCCCUCACUGGUGGGACUCAACGGGACAACAAUCUCCAGAGAGGGCACCUCGGAGAGGAUUGUCAGCACUCUGUACCCGAGCCCAGAGGAGGGCUGGCAGAUCUACAGCUCGGCACAGGACGCAGAUGGGAAGUGUAUCUGUACCGUGGUCGCACCGGCCCAGAACAUGUGUAACCGCGACCCACGCAGCAGGCAACUUCGCCAGCUCAUGGAGAAGGUUCAGAACAUUAGCCAGUCAAUGGAGGUGCUGGACCUGCGGACGUCCAGAGAUCUACAGUAUGUAAGGAACACGGAGAACCAAAUGAAAGUGGUGGAUGGAAAGCUGAAGGUGGCCUCUGAAAAUCCCCGCAGCCUCAAUCCAAAAGCCUUUCAGGAGUUGAAAGACACAGUGACCCAGCUGCUCCCCUUGCUGCCGGUGCUGGAACAGUUCAAGACGGAUGCCAAGAUGAUCCUGCGUAUUCGGGAGGAGGUGAGGAAUCUGUCCUUGGUGCUGAUGGCCAUCCAGGAAGAGAUGGGGGCCUAUGAUUAUGAGGAGCUGCGCCAGAGAGUCAUGCUGCUGGAGACCAGGCUCCACUCCUGCAUGCAGAAACUAGGCUGCGGGAAGUUGACUGGCGUCAGUAAUCCCAUCACAGUGCGUGCAUCAGGGUCAAGGUUUGGCUCCUGGAUGACUGAUACCAUGAUCCCCAGCUCAGACAACAAAGUGUGGUCCAUGGAUGGUUACUUCAAGGGACGGCGUGUCCUGGAAUACCGGACAAUGAAUGACUUCAUGAAGGGGCAGAACUUUGUGCAACACUUGCUGCCUCACCCCUGGGCAGGCACUGGUCAUGUGGUCUACAAUGGCUCACUGUACUACAACAAGUACCAGAGCAACAUCAUCAUCAAGUACCACUUCCGUUCUCGAAGUGUGCUGGUGCAGCGCAGCCUGACCGGAGCCGGCUAUAACAACACCUUUCCCUACUCCUGGGGUGGCUCCUCUGACAUCGACCUGAUGGCGGAUGAGAAUGGCCUGUGGGCCGUUUACACCACCAUCCCCAAUGCUGGGAACAUUGUCAUCAGCCGCCUGGAGCCCCAGAGUCUGGAAGUGCUGCAGACCUGGGACACAGGCUUUCCCAAGCGCAGUGCUGGAGAAUCUUUCAUGAUCUGCGGUACACUUUAUGUCACCAACUCCCACCUGGCUGGUGCCAAGAUCUACUUUGCCUACUACACCAACACAUCAAGCUAUGAGUACACAGACAUCCCUUUCCACAAUCAAUACUCCCACAUCUCCAUGAUGGACUACAACCCCAGGGAGAGGGUCCUGUACACCUGGAACAACGGACACCAGGUGCUCUACAAUGUCACACUGUUCCAGGUUAUUAAGACUUCUGGGGACUGAGAGCCCUCAGGCUGACCCACUCAAAUAAUGCUGUGAUCAUUGUUCGGGCAGGGGCAAGGGAGCCGGGUGGAGGCGGGUAGGGUUGCGGGUGGUGUGGGUUGGGGGAUUCAGUGUAAGGGCAUUGGCUUGGAUUUUUUUUUUAAAGAAUUUCAAUCUUCAUAGAGUGCUAUUGUUCACAUUCUCAAAAAAACACUCCGGCAGCAAUGUCGGUAAAGAUACAAAGACUGAGCGCUUCUCUUAUUUUUCUUUCUGUGAUGAGUAAGCAUGGUUCUUUUUAUUUGUGAUGAGAAAUAAAUAUCAAUCUUUACCAUUUA